Messenger RNA from Trichobilharzia regenti, 1948 nucleotides. NCBI's taxonomy places the organism in Eukaryota, Metazoa, Platyhelminthes, Trematoda, Strigeidida, Schistosomatidae. The record is from the annotation of a GenBank genome assembly.
AUAUAAGCCUUCCCUGAUUAUGUUGAGGGGAGCUGAUGUUUUCUUACUGUUUCCCACGCAGUGACGCAAAUACAUGUACGAGUAUAUGGAUGAACCUUCUGCUAUUCAGUUAUCAGAUUUAAAUGAAUAUAUCACUUGUAAAUUAUGUAAAGGCUAUUUGAUCGAUGCAGUUUCGAUAACUGAAUGUCUUCAUCCAUUUUGUAAAUCUUGUAUAGUCAAAUAUUCGGAAGACAAACGUGAUUGCCCUGUAUGCGGGAUUCUUAUUCAUCAAAGUCAUCCUUUAAAUUAUAUGAGUUUUGAUCGAACUCUCCAAGAUAUUGUAUAUAAAGUUGUACCAGAUUUAAGACGAAACGAGAGACAGCGUCGAGAAUCGUUUUAUCGAUCUUUGGGGAAAACACCACCUCCUUCCGAGGAUUUAGGUAAAGAAAAUCAUAAUUCAGGUAGUAAAGAAAAUGGUACUGGUGGUAAUUUACCAACUGAUUCGGAUGGAUUAGCUGCGAAUUAUGAUCCUGAUUAUCAUCGUAAAGACGAACAAGUCAAUAUAAAACUUGAACCAGGCUCUGAUAAUCUUGAACCAUUAGCAGAUAAGUAUUUACGACUUUCGUCAAGGGCUACAGUAACUCAUUUGAGGAAGUAUGUUGCACAACAAGUCCUCCGUGAUAUAUCUAAAUUUCAUGAAAUUGACAUCUUUAUCCUGAAUAAUGAAGAUGGCACAUUUCUCGGUCGUGAUCAUGUAUUGAAAUUUGUUCGUGUUGUUUAUUGGAAUGAAGUUGAACCAAUGCCACUCCAGUAUCGUUACAGCAGAGUUAUGUACUAGGAUUCAAUCCAUUGUAUUUAAAACCAGCCCAGCCCUGGUUCUCUCACCUCCCCAGCUUCCCUCCAUAUUACCUACUUCUUUCUGAUUUGUUUUUUUGUUUUGUUUUGUCUUGUUUUAUUUUUAUUUAUUUUUAUUACAGUAUCUAUUGUGAACAACAGUGUGAAGUGAACUAUUGUUUUAAUGCCACCCCUCCACCCCCCCCCAAAAAAAACAACACAACACAGACAUCUUAUUAUUUUGGCAUUCACGCAACAAAAAAAGACACAAAUGUUUAGGCUGUAAAUGACGUAAUUUAUUGUUUUGUUUUUCUUCUUAUUUCUGUAUAUACAUCAUGUUGUAUAUUUAUUAUGGAUGUACCUUACUGAGAAUGAAUAAUAAAACUGUUGCUUAGAUUAUGACUGCUUCUCUCUUCUUCUUCUUCUUCUGUCAUUAGUUUGUCUUUUCUAUGGACUGACUUGUGUGUUUCACUGCUGAUUCUCAUUACUAUUUAUUAUUUUACUCUUUUAUAAUAAUAAUAAUAACCCAUGAUUAAUAUGUCCUAGAUUGAAAAGUUGGCUUAAGUAAUAAGACUAUUCGUCAAAAGCGGCAUUGUCAACCAAUUGGCAUAAAAAGAUGGAUUGAUUUAGACUUUGUGAGACAGACAUGUUUGAAUGGACUGUUUGUAUAAGUAAAUGUUGUGGACAGGAGUGUCAUGUGGUGCUCUCUAUUGGUUAUUUACGAAAUACACAUUUUAAGGUAGGACAUCAUGGUUUCCUUUAGACAUCCAAAAUACUCAGGAACAAAAACUAUUGUACAAUAAUACAAUUCUAAGGUAUGAUAUGAAUACAUAAGAACUACUAUUGGCCAUUUGAAUUUUGUGUGACGGAUAGUUAGACGUUCUGAUAUGCCACUGGAAAUAUUCUUCAGUGUACUAUACACUUUAUUUCAACACUAGUGUAGUUAGUAGUUUAAAUACGAAGCUAUCAGUGAUUAUGAAGUAACUUCAUGACUUUUAUCACCGACCUCUGUAUCACGGAUUCGAUCCUCGCCUCAUCUACCGAGCUUUAGGCAACCAGGUAGUAUUACUAGACAAUAGCAAUGCACCACAUCUUUUGUGGCUCCUUGCUAACUGCAAGUAGUUGUUGAAUAGCA